UAGUACGCAUCAUUUGAGACGGCUCCUUCCGCCAUUACAACUUUAACAGCACGUGUGUUCAUGGUUUUGACAUAUUUUUGUCAAGAUUUGAAUAGAAUAAUACUUCAGUAAGCUGAACGGGUAUUUAUUUUUAGCUACAAACCUAGACGUAUGGGGAGCUUAAAACGUCGUAUCCGGCACACUGGGCCUGAGCCUGACGGUCGUUUCUCAAGCCCUAAAGCAAAGGUUCAGUCUGAUCUAGUGGUUUGUCCUACAUUAGAUUUAGAAGCUAAAAGUACUCCCAGAAUUAUGGGGCUGUCUGGCAGGAUCAAAAAACUCAAGUCUUUCUUAUUGCGCGACCUUGGCAUCGUCUUGCCUAUCCUGAUUGGCAUAUGGUGUGUACUCAUCAUUUUACGCCUGUCAUUGUUGCGUGGACAGCGUGGACAGCUUGAAGAGUAUGAACAGUAUGAACAGUAUAAACAGUGUAUAGAGAUCUGCAAAGCAAGAAUGAUGGCAGAGAUCGAAGCCGCUAUGAACAAUGCCGAUUUGGAUGUCAUUCUCAGUAACUCGGCUGACCAGUUCGUCAGUAUCAAAGACAUACUGAUUGAACUAGACAACACUGGCCAGCUCUACAUCAGCAGCAACAUGAGAAUGUCUGCCGAUGACGUCAUACAGAAACUCAAGCAGCUUUUACAGGACGGCAAACUGAAGCUAUCUGUAGUGAAGAAAAGUGAGAGCAAGGGCAAGGUCAUGGAACUUGGAGACAUCAUGCUGCUCGGCUAUCCCAAAACUGAUGGGAGAGAACAAGCGCAAAAUAAAAGCCUUGAGAAACCCGAAGGACACGACCGAGACCUUCUACCCUCGCAGUUCAUCUAUCUCCAUGAUACAAGAAUCUAAAAAGAUCAUUGUAAGCCUGAUAUCUAACCGUGUUUUGGAUGGUCUAUGUGAGCCUCUAGCGGUGAUUGGUGCUUGGAUAUUUAGAAGGAAAAUUAAACUAUGUCUCUAAACAGUUCGCUAAUCAGCAUUUGCAAUACAUUUUGCUGGUGAUUUGUGAUCGAUCAUUGAGUAAUUAAAUGUUACUCCAAGCAGUUUUGUUUUUUAAAACAACAGUUUUAAUAUAAGUUAACUAGUGCAGUAAAUGAAUUUUAAUAAAUAUUGCUUUAAGAA
Messenger RNA from Physella acuta, 1146 nucleotides. RefSeq lists its product as uncharacterized. The record is from RefSeq and is a predicted model, not a curated record. NCBI's taxonomy places the organism in Eukaryota, Metazoa, Mollusca, Gastropoda, Physidae.